AGCAUUGAUUGUAAAUACUAGUAACUAGUAUUUAUAAUCAAUGGUAUUAGUAUAAUUAAUAUUCUUAUUGUAUAUUUGUUAAACAUUUAUAAUACAACCUAAAAUAGGUUUUGUUGGAUUUUAGAGUUUCGUCUUACAACAAAAUAAUCUCUAUUGAACUUUAUUAUUGUUUCAUUUUAUUUUUAUUUUUGCUGUUCAUAGAAUGUUCGGAUUUCAAAUAUUCAAUUAAUGUUGCUCUUUUCUAUUACCCGAUAAAUCAUGUAGUUAUUUAAAAUUGUUAUAUGUAUACUUAUUUACAGUUUUUAGUAUUUGAAAAUUAUUAGGCAUGGAUCAUAAUGUGUGUUACAUUUAUGACAAUCAGUUAAUCAAAGAAUGCUGCAAAAUUCCAAAUAUUCCAAAAAGGGCUUAUUUAGUUGAUAGUCUCAUUAAGGCAUAUCAUCUAUCUGAUCACAUGGAUGUAUUUAAAGUGAAUCCUUCGUCAUAUGAAGAUCUUAUAGGAUUCCAUUCUAGUGCAUAUGUUGAUUUCCUAAAAAAAUUAAAUGACAACAACAGUUCUCUCUCGGAUAUUGAAGAUGAAUAUGGAAUAGGUUAUGAUUGUCCAGUUGUAAAAGAUAUAUGGCAAUUUAUUACAUAUAUCUCAGGUGCUUCGUUAACUGCUGCAAAAGCAUUAACAACUAUGCAAUACAGAUAUUCCAUCAACUGGUGUGGAGGUUGGCAUCAUGCACUAAGAGAUUCUGCUCAAGGUUUUUGUUAUGUAAAUGAUAUAGUCCUUGCCAUUGAAAUGUUAAGAAAAACAUUUGGAAAGGUGUUAUAUAUUGAUAUUGAUGUUCAUCAUGGCAAUGGUGUUGAGUAUGCAUAUAUGGCUACAGACAAAGUUCUUACACUUUCAUUUCAUCAAUAUGAACCAGGUUUUUAUCCUACAAGUGGAUCAUUGGAUGAUAUCGGAAUAGAUAAAGGAAAAUAUUAUACUGUAAAUGUUCCACUUAAAGAAGGGAUAAAUGAUGAUAAAUACAUAACAAUGUUUCAAAAAAUUAGUAAUAUGGUGAAUAGUUCCUAUAAUCCAAAAUGUAUUGUUGUCCAAUGUGGAGCGGAUAGUUUAGUUGGAGACCCAAUUGGUGGAUUUAACUUGACACCAAAAGCAUUAGCGGAAUGUGUGAAAAACGUAAUGAAAUGGGAAAAACCUACAUUAUUUCUUGGCGGAGGCGGAUAUAAUGAAGCAAAUGUUGCACGUUGUUGGACAUGUUUAACUGCAAUUAUUACUGGACAAGAUGAUUUAUUGUCGAGUGAUAUACCAGAUAAUGAGUAUUUUUCUGCUUAUGGUCCAGACUUCACUUUUGAUAUCAAUCCAGGAAAUCGAAAAGAUUUUAAUUCAUUUAAUAAUUUGAAUCACAUUUUCAGUGUUAUUGCAAAUAACAUGAAAAUAGUAAAAGAAUUAGUACGCAAGCAGGAAAAAUAAUUCAAGAUUAAAACUGUAUUUCUUAAAAAAAAUAAAUAUUUUAAAAUAAAGUUGUGAUAUAUAUGAA
Molecule: messenger RNA, 1523 nt
Organism: Acyrthosiphon pisum (pea aphid)
Lineage: Eukaryota; Metazoa; Arthropoda; Insecta; Hemiptera; Aphididae
Product: histone deacetylase 8
Exons: 9
Coding region: 326-1456 (376 amino acids)
Biological process (GO): heterochromatin formation
Molecular function (GO): histone deacetylase activity
Source: RefSeq, a predicted model, not a curated record